This is a messenger RNA of Medioppia subpectinata, 2041 nucleotides long. Lineage: Eukaryota; Metazoa; Arthropoda; Arachnida; Sarcoptiformes; Oppiidae. The record is from the annotation of a GenBank genome assembly.
AAUGAAUGCAUGCAAUGAAUGCAAUGUAUGAAUGAAUUACAACAACAAUACCAUUCAAUCCAUUGAUUGUGUGAUUAAAAUACAUGUGUUUUGUGUUGCGUUUGUCGUAAUCGUUGUGUCCAUUGAAUCACGUGUUUGGCGAGACAAGAGCUGACCGCAGAUGAAGUCCACCGAUUUGGACGCAUUCGCCGACGUUUCGCACAAUUAUCUCAACUCCCAAACCAUUCAGACAUAUCUUCACGCCAUCAGCGGUCAGGAGAAGCGUUUCAAUGUGAUAGAUGUGGACCACAACUACGCCAAGCCCUGGAACCGUCAUCCGGACGCCCAGAUUAGGGCCAAAGCCGCCAAAUUCCUCUUCAUGAAGAACUUUCCCAAACACUUUGGCCGCAGAUAUCACUAUGACUUCGGCCAACACAUCGAUGUGGUGUCACUGCCGGCGGCCAAUCAGCGCCCGCUUCCCUUUCCCGGAACCGCUCCCACCGACUACACGGCCGUCAAGAGUGUGCAGAUGAUUACAGCCGCCGAUCUCAACAGCAAUGAGUUGACAACACCGACGAAGACUGGAUGGACGCCACAGAUGUGCAAAUUGUGGUCAAAAGCGACUAAAAUACUGCAUUCCGACCGUUUGUCGCGUCUGUCAUACGAUUCCCUCCCAAACGAAGUGAUACUGAAGAAGAAUCUUCAGGAGAGGACGACCACUAAAUUUCGGCAUCUGUUCGCCGCCACGGGUUGGGAUAUCAGCCAAAUCUCAUGGCUUAACACCACUCUCAAUGAAUACGUCGGUCCCGUAUUUCUGACCGCAUAUCACGAGUCGUUGCAAAUACUCAGAGCAAAGAUCCCAACUCUAAUCGACAAGUUUUAUGUGCCGUCAAAAUACGAAACAGCGAAUCGAUUCAAACAGUCUUGUGAUGCGAUACAGACAAUGCUUAACAGUUAUAAACCGAAACGUAUAAACGGAAGUCCGCUGUUUCUGAUUGUGCCGAACGGACCCCAAAUACCACAUCAGAUGACAUCCCAGCGUAUGAAACACUGGCACAACCUCUUCGGCUCGUUAGGCAAAGUCAUCACAAUUAGCACAAUCUCGAGACCAUACGAGUCAGUGCUGGACUUCUUGAGCGAAAUCCGAUAUUCAGUUCGCGACAAAAUCAAAGAAUGCAAAACCACUUUCAAUGAGGGCCGACCUCUGGUUCUGGUGGGCUUUGGACACUCAUCACUGGUGGCCGCGCACUGCGCGCUCGACAACGCGGCCAAUGUUAACGCAACCAUAUGUUUGGGAUUUCCACUCACGGCUAUCAACGGAUUCAGAGGCGAUUUGGACGACCCGUUGUUGGAGACAACAGUGGCCACUCUGUUCGUGAUCGGCCAGAACUCAACAAUGGCUACACUCGACGAUAUGGAGGACUUUCGGGAACGUAUUACCAAAACGGAAACGGGUUUAGUAGUGAUCGGCGGCGCAAACGAUCGCCUGUUUGUGUCGAGCAGUAAAAAGAAAUUUGAAGGAAUCACUCAAGCGAUGGUCGACCGGUGUAUCGCCGAUGAGAUCUACGAGUUUGUCGGCAAUGUCUUGAAUCCCAGCUCAUCAUCGUUUCCGGCAAACGCUUCCCGUGUGUCGCCAUCGAAGAGCACUGCAAACAAAAGUAUUUCGUUUGGAGUGACAGCUAUUCCUAAACCCAAUCGAAAACGUCCCGCAAAUCGAGACAAAGAUAAAGACAAAGAGAAGAGUCGACCGAAGAAGAGAACUAAAGCAGAGACCAAAAAAGCGGCCCAACUCUUGGCCUCGCAAACGGCGUCCGAAACCAAAGCACCCGAACUCCUGACCCCAACAACCAGUACUGCGACUGUCAAACCCGUUCCGCUACCAAAACCAGCCGAACUUCCGGUUCCCAAACAGAUGGCACCAAUCGUAUCGUUAGAGCCGUUAUACCCGGCGAUCGAGAAACCCGUCAAACCUAAAGCCGAAGAGCACAUCACACCCGACACGCCGUCAACUCCUCUACCAAUGACACCGACUGAAGGCGUUUCGACGCCGAAGACUCUUGCG